This is a messenger RNA of Gymnogyps californianus (California condor), 5820 nucleotides long. It is a transcript of the gene ADAMTS10, whose product is annotated as ADAM metallopeptidase with thrombospondin type 1 motif 10. NCBI's taxonomy places the organism in Eukaryota, Metazoa, Chordata, Aves, Accipitriformes, Cathartidae. The record is from RefSeq and is a predicted model, not a curated record. Gene Ontology annotation, cellular component: extracellular matrix. The coding region runs from base 712 to 4041 and encodes 1109 amino acids. Gene Ontology annotation, biological process: extracellular matrix organization; proteolysis. Gene Ontology annotation, molecular function: metalloendopeptidase activity. The transcript has 27 exons.
CAGAAAAACCUGCCUGAUUUCCACUAAGGACCUUGUCUGCUCUUGCUGUCCUUGAAGUAAGCCGUUUAUUCCGUAACACCAUGGACUGUGCUUGAAUGGAUGGGACUUGGAACUGUGCCUGUUUUCACAGAGAAGUGCAGAGCAAUAACAGACGAGAUGACAAAGAAAUUAAAGGAAGUAAACCCCCUAUACAUGCUGCCUCCGAGCCGCUCUCUUAUUACUGCUCACUUCCUGAAAGGAGACUUUUUAGCAAAGCCUCUAGCUCCAGCGCUGCCUGGGUCUGACAGAAGAAGGUUAUUGAGGAAGGCGACAUAAACCCUCAGCCUGGAAACUUUCUGACACGCGCAGGACUGAGGGGGAGAGAGAAGCUUUUGGCUGCUGCUGGGAAAAAGAAAAAAAAAAAAGAAGCUCAAGGAAUUAAAAGGGGAAAAAGAAGAAAGAAGGGAAAACACUAGAAAAGGGGCAAUGCCACCGAGAGCCUGUGGUUCGAAUUAGCCCAUGCUGACCCCGCUGCGCUGGCCCGGGCACAGCACACGGCAAAGACACCGUCGGCCUCGCUGCUUUGGGGAGACCACGGAGCGGCUGAGGAUGCCUGCGGAGGGACCGAGGACUCCUGUCUCUACAUAAGCAGUGGCCGAGGGAGAGACAUGUUGGGACAGCGCCCUUUCAGCUGGCACAAUACUCCCUGCACUGAGACAAGCAUCGCUAACCAUGGCAAUAGCUUGGAGGCUUCUCACAUGGACUGUCAUCUUCACUGCGGCUGUGUGCAACUUUCCUGGUUACACGUUCCAGUCACAAGAAGAGUUCCUCUCCAGCCUCGAUCACUAUGAAAUUGCGUUCCCCAUCCAAGUGGACCAAAACGGGGACUUCCUCACCUUUGACGUGAGAAGCCAGCUGAAGCCACGUCCUCGGCGCAGUCUGGGCUCCUUGCCCUACGAGCCAUCUGAGCAGCAGGUUUUCUACAAAGUCUCUGCCCACCGAACCCAGUUCCUCCUCAACCUGACACUGCACUCCAACCUGCUGGCUGAGCACUUCACUGUCGAAUACUGGAAGCGAGAUGGCGUGGACUGGCAACACGAUUUCCACGAAGACUGCCACUACGCAGGCCACUUGCAGGAUCAGUACCUGAAUUCAAAGGUCGCCAUCAGCAACUGCAAUGGACUGCAUGGGGUGAUCGUCGCAGAUGAGGAGGAAUAUUUCAUUGAACCGCUGAGCCCAGGAGCCAAUGUCAGCACAGGGAGCGAGGGCAAGGGCAGCCCCCACGUCGUGUACAAGCGAUCAUCUCUCCAAUACCCACACAUGGAUGCAGCCUGCGGUGUGCUAGAUGAGAAGCCCUGGAAAGGGAGACACUGGUGGCUGCGGACGCUGAAGCCCUCCCCUCUGAAGCCGUCAGGCAACCACAGCCAGCGAGGCCAGCUGCCCCUGAAGAGAUCCGUCAGCACGGAGCGCUACGUGGAGACCCUGGUGGUGGCUGACAAAAUGAUGGUGGGGUACCACGGGCGGCGGGACAUAGAGCAGUACAUCCUGGCCAUCAUGAAUAUUGUUGCCAAACUUUUCCAGGACUCGAGUCUGGGCAAUAUUGUCAAUAUCCUGGUGACCCGGCUGAUUCUCCUCACUGAAGAUCAGCCCACACUGGAGAUUAACCACCACGCUGGGAAAUCCCUGGACAGCUUCUGCAAGUGGCAGAAAUCCAUUGUGAACAGGAACGGCAAUGGGAAUGCUAUCCCCGAGAAUGGCAUAGCCAACCACGACACUGCAGUGCUGAUCACCAGAUACGACAUUUGCAUCUACAAGAAUAAACCCUGUGGCACCCUGGGCCUGGCCCCCGUCGGCGGGAUGUGCGAACGAGAACGAAGCUGUAGCAUCAAUGAGGACAUUGGCCUGGCCACAGCCUUCACCAUUGCCCACGAGAUCGGCCAUACGUUUGGCAUGAAUCAUGAUGGGGUCGGCAACAGCUGUGGCUCCCGUGGGCAAGAAACGGCCAAGCUCAUGGCUGCUCACAUCACCAUGAAGACCAACCCAUUUGUAUGGUCCACAUGCAGCAGGGAUUACAUCACCAGCUUCCUGGACUCCGGGAUGGGAUUAUGCCUGAACAACGCUCCUCCCAAGCAAGACUUUAUCUACCCUACGGUGGCUCCAGGACAGGCCUACGAUGCAGACGAGCAAUGCCGUUUCCAGUACGGAGUUAAAUCUCGCCAGUGUAAAUACGGGGAAGUCUGCAGUGAGUUAUGGUGUCUGAGUAAAAGCAACCGCUGCAUAACCAACAGCAUCCCUGCUGCUGAGGGGACGAUAUGCCAAACCAACACCAUUGAAAAGGGGUGGUGCUACAAGAGGGAGUGUGUGCCUUUCGGCACCCGACCGGAGGGCGUGGAUGGUGCCUGGGGAGCCUGGUCGUCCUGGGGAGAGUGCAGCAGGACAUGCGGUGGAGGCGUAUCAUCAUCCAUUCGCCAUUGCGACAGCCCGCGGCCCACGAUCGGAGGAAAGUACUGCCUGGGAGAGCGGAAGCGGUACCGGUCCUGCAACACCGACGACUGCCCGCCCGGCUCCCAGGACUUCCGAGAGCUGCAGUGUGCUGAAUUCGAUAACGUCCCCUUCCGAGGGAAGUACUACACCUGGAAGACGUAUCGUGGAGGGGGUGUGAAAGCCUGUUCCCUCAACUGCCUGGCCGAGGGUUUCAACUUCUACACAGAACGAGCUGCAGCCGUCGUGGACGGGACACCGUGCCGGCAGGACUCCAACGACAUCUGCGUCAAUGGGGAGUGCAAGCAUGUGGGCUGCGACCGUGUCCUAGGCUCUGACUCAAAGGAGGACAAGUGUCGCGUGUGUGGGGGAGACGGCAGCUCCUGUGAGACCGUUGAGGGCGUCUUCAACCAGUCCCUGCCGGAGGGAGGUUACGAGGAGGUGAUCCAGAUUCCCAAGGGCUCCGUCCACAUCGACAUCCGGGAGCUGAACCUCUCCAUCAACUACCUAGCGCUGAGAGGGGAGAGCGGCGUGUAUUACAUCAACGGGAAGCUUUCCAUCGACCCCCCGCGGCGCUUUGACAUCGCAGGCACAACGUUCCACUACAGGAGAUCCCCAGAGGAGCCUGAGUCGCUGGAGGCCUUGGGACCCACCAACAUCACCCUCUUUGUCAUGGUCCUUGUGCGGACAGAGCUGCAGGGGAUCCGGUACAAGUUCAACGCACCCAUCGGCAGGGAUGCCUCAAACCAGUUUUCCUGGCACUACACCCCGUGGACCAAAUGCUCGGUGCUGUGUGCAGGAGGCAGCCAGAUCCAAUCUGUGGUAUGCAAGAAACUUUCCGAUGGCUCAACUGUCUUCAACCAUUUCUGUAGCCCUGAAACCAAAAUGCCAGAGCGGCAGAGGCCGUGCAAUACCGAACCGUGCCCCCCGGCCUGGGUGAUUGGGAACUGGUCUGAAUGCAGCCGAAGUUGCAACGAAGGCGUCCGCACACGCAGCGUCUUCUGCAAGCGAAAGAUCUCUGCCACCGAGGAGAAGACCUUGGAUGAUGCUUCUUGCACCCAUCCACGGCCAAAGAUGCUUGAGCCUUGCAAUAACCAGACGUGCCCUCCAGAGUGGGUCGCCCUGGACUGGUCUGAGUGCACCCCAAGCUGCGGGCCAGGUUUCCGCCACCGCAUUGUCCUCUGCAAGAGCGGUGACCACAGCGCAACUCUGCCCACCUCCCAGUGCUACGAAGGCUCCAAGCCCCCGACCAGCAUGAGGUGCAACCUGCGGCGCUGCCCACCGCCGCGCUGGGUGACUGGCGAGUGGGGAGAGUGCUCUGCGCAGUGUGGCCUUGGCCAGCAAAGAAGAUCCGUCCAGUGCCUGGCUCACACCGGGCAGCCGUCCAGCGACUGCGUGGAGACCCUGCAGCCGCCCGGCAUGCAGCAGUGCGAGACCAAGUGUGAAUCAGGACCUACGGACAACCCUGAAGAGUGCAAGGAUGUGAACAAGGUGGCCUACUGCCCGCUCGUCCUGAAGUUCAAGUUCUGCAGCCGGACCUACUUCCGACAGAUGUGCUGUAAAACAUGCCAGGGGCACUAGGGACACAGCGUGACCCCCGUGGGAAAACUGGAAGGCAAAAGCUACGCCGGAGGGCCGCCGAGCCAUGCCCUUCCUCUCCGCCCCGAGAAUCUCCCCUGGGUCCAACACAGACACUGGUCGUGCUUCCAGUGGGAGCCGGCGUCACCCAAACCCGUCCCCCAAAGACAUGCACCCUUUGCCCCCGAGCUUCACAAUGGCAGGUUCCCAGUUAAACCACUGCCCGCCGCUGCAGACACCGCCACGGCCCAGUGCGACAGGAGCCGGUCGAUGAGCGGUGGGAGAGGGAGAAGCUGGGCAGGGCGCGGCAGCAGGGACAUUACUUGAAAUUCUGACAUUUUUAUUUAUUAGUAGCGGACCCAGGUCCUGCAGGCGCUGAGACAGCCACCGAAGCGGCACCACUUGCCCCGCUCCUGCCUCGUCCUGUUCCGCGCCCGUGUCCCCAGGGCAUCGCGGGGCAUCGUGGUCCACAGUGGGGCCUCCCCGGGGAGGCUGAGCGCACCAGGGGCUGCUGCCCUUCCCUCGGGGAUCCCAGGGGAGACAGGGAGGAGGUUUCAGGUGCCAGGGGUGACAAGCGUGGCUUGUGGCUUCUGGGCGAUGGACGAAGAUGAGCUGCUGUGGGGAGUGGGCUUGGAGCAAGAAUAUUGUUCUCCUGGUUUGCAUCCUGUCACCUCAGGACAUGCAGCAGGGGACAGAGAGCAGGUCACUCAGUGAGCAGAGCAGUGACACCAGUUUAACUGGGAGAGGGGGUUAUUCAAACUCUCUUAACAACCUACUUUGAUUGGGGUGUCCCUCUAUUUUUCUUUAAAGCCCUUGUCACUGUUAUGGCCAUUUUUUAUUCCAGAAACACCUCGAAGCACGAGCUGAGGUCAGGGCCGAGGCCUGCUCGGGGUUGCAGCCACUUAACGGGCGUGAAGGACAUGCCAGGCUGCAGGAAGCAAAGCAAAGGCGGAUGGAUGCAGGAUGAGAACUGUCUUGGUCACAGUGUCCCCAUUGCCGAGCCGUGACUCGGGACCAGUCUGCCUGGUCCUGGCAGGGCCCUCCCCAGCGAAUGCCACGGCCUCCGUAGCUGCUUUGCCUCCAAAGGUGCUUUCCUUCCAAAGGUGCUUUGCCUCCAAAAGGUGCUUUGCCUCCAAAGGCAGCCUCGCUACAUGCCGCUGUGGCCUCAGGGUGCCGGUCCCAGUGCCACCCGCUCCUCUGCCCCCAGGAGACCUCCAGUGAUGGGAGAAGAGCAGGCUUGAAAUUGCCCUGGGUCACCUCCUGGCCAAAUCUGGGUCGCCAUACGUCUUCUCCGUGGGCCACCGCAGCCUGCACAGGAGACCUGAAUUUCCAAUCUACAAAGCAUGUGCUCUUUGUUAUCGUCGUUGUUGUUGUUAUUUUCAGGCCUUUCUGCAUCACAAAGGUGGGAAAUCUUGUCCAAAGCCAUGUUCUGUUCCCCUUGGGGGUCAUCCGUCGGGUGCAGGGAGGCGGACAGCCCCUUUUCCCCACAGCAAACCUCUCCACCCUGCCAGCCUUCAUGUGUUACUCUACCAUCUGUAUUUUUACCCGCUCAUCAGCCGAUCGCAGCUUCUCUGGUGCUCAGCAAAUCCCGUUUGGCUGUCGAGCGGGCAUUCAUUUGUCUUCCUUCCUGGUGCCAUGCUCCGUUCUGAUAUUUUGGGAGGGGAGGGGGUGUUUUCACCUUUUUAUAUAGAUAUAUAUAGAAUGAAAAAUGUUUAACAUACUAACUCUGAGGAGGAGCGACGUAACGGCAUGAUUUAUAAUAAAGGAGUAGCUACAAUCCCA